Plodia interpunctella (Indianmeal moth) is the source of this 2880-nucleotide messenger RNA. Its product is annotated as triadin-like. The transcript has 15 exons. The coding region runs from base 103 to 1872 and encodes 589 amino acids. The record is from RefSeq and is a predicted model, not a curated record. Lineage: Eukaryota; Metazoa; Arthropoda; Insecta; Lepidoptera; Pyralidae.
CGCACGAUUGUACCAAAAUCAUUGGCAGUUAUCGACAAUGGUCCUGUGAAGUUGAUUAUUCGGUGUUAACGUGUUAUAGUGUCGACUAUUGUCUUGAACACAAUGAUUCUAUAUUUUUUAUUGUGUGUCGUCGCUGUCGUAGCUGAAGAUGCUCAAAACGAAGCAGCAUACAAAGAUCAGUUCUGCACAGACCCCAGGACGAUGAAAAAGCACGCAGCAUACACUGAAUGGGCCGACGCGUACUCCUGCACCCGACAUCGCUGCCAGCCUGGUGGGAGGAACCUCGCUAUUUACACUGUAGGAUGCAAACGUGUCGAGGCUCCAGAAUCCGCCAUAGAGUGUGAAGAAGUAGUGGAAGACACCAACAUGCAGUUCCCGUACUGUUGCACACGACUCAGGUGUCUAGUAGUAGUCAGAGGAGAGGUGUGGACCAGAGUCCUCGGCCAGCCCUGGGAGACCCUCCCCGCGGCACCAUGGAGCCACAUGUACAAAAUGAAGAAGCCACCACCUGGGACCACUAACGAAUUCUCACCUAAGGUAGGAAAUGAAGGUCCAGUGUACGAGCUGACAGAUUCUGACAACGACAAGCCGAAAGACAAGUUCAUGAGGUCCGCGAAGCUGCCAGAACCGGCGUACAAUGACGGCAUGUCACAAUCUAGAAUUCCUCCUCAAACAUCGCCGGACAUAGUCAUUGCUUUGACCACAGAUCAGAAGGAACAUAAACCUGACAACAGUGAAAGGCACUGGCAAGAAGGCUCCAGUUGGACCGGGUCCCCGAUCAGAGAGGGCACCAAAGUGGGGGCCCCGCGCAGAAAACGGCACAAGCCUCAAUCUCAAAAUCAGUAUUACGAGGACGAAUCUCCGGCCGACCGCGAUCCUGACUCACGACCUCGUGAGCCGGAAUCGCGUCACCAUGAGCCCGAACGGAAGGAGGAAGACGCCGAAACUGGACCCACGGAGAAACUGGACCCAGCAUCACUGGUACCACAACAACAACCACCAGCGGAACAACAGAUGUCAGAGGAGGGUAGUAAUGCAAGAGAAUUUGCGACUUCUUAUGUUUCAACAUAUACGAAUCAGAAGCCAAAGGAUCAACAUCAACGUGAGUCCUGGCCUGAUACUCCGUCACAGUGGAAUGAGAAAGAGGAGGAACAACAGCCAAAAGAAAUAAGUUAUCGCCAGACUGCAGAGUCAUCGCCGGCCCCUGAACCGAUGAAGUCAUCAAACAAACCUACCCAUUUACAGGCUCUUGUCGACGCCAUCGGAUCCAGGAUGCGCGAUAUCGAAAAUGUAGUUCAAAAAAUGAGUGAAAAAGUUCAAACCCAAGUUAAACCAGGAGAACAGAAGUCAGACGAACCUGAGGCUAGUGGCGAAAAAAGCGUACACGAAACAAAACAACACAGCAAAUACGUUAAAAAGAAAAAAGCCAAGAGACCGAAUGCCAAUGGAGAACAAUAUAAAAGAUUCACGGUACGAAACCGCGGCAGCAAGUAUCUCCGCGGUGCACCAGACGGGACAACUGAACCGCCAGUUUUCGCCGAUAACAACGGAUACUUCAGCGAUGCAAGCAACAGUGUUCUGAGACGAAACAACCCAGGAAUCGAACCUAAGGAGCCAGCACCAACCUACAUGGCGCCGGUUGAAAAUAGACGUAAAGCACACCCACCUCCGGCGACAUCCGAAGAGAAAGUAACGAAGAAACACCGAAAACGAACACAUAAAAAGAAGAAGAAGAGUGGGAAACCGCACAAGAGACACCACAAAGAGGGAGGCGAGAAGAAACGCAAGUUUAACCGCGCCAAUUCUGUCGAAAAUGAUAGGAUAGUGAUUUCCUUGGAAGAUAGCAGUGCGGCUAAUGGUAAUAAUAAGUAAUUUUGUUAAUUUAUCAAUAUAAAAUUAAGAAAGACGUAUUUAUUUCACGUCCAAUUUCAAUGUUGAAGGAAAAUGUAAGUAUAUAUAAAUUCGAAAUUUUAAGACUAAAGUUAUCACUCCACUCCAUGAUUGAUGUCAAUCCAAAUGACUGUGAUUUUUUUCUAAUUACGUGAGUUUGCGUAGCCAUAUUUAUUUAUUGUGGACUUGCGCGGGAAAGUUCGAUUGCCCAUGAUCAAUAUUUACAGUGAUUAAAAAAUUUUUUGAAUCUUUAAAUAUAUUAGAAGAUAUUGUACAAAUUUUGAGAGUAACUAAAUUGUAUUACUAUACUACUGUCACAAAAGAAUUAUCAUCAAUAAAUUUAAGAACUUUGUUCUUGUCGGUGGAGCGUUUUCCAUCUAAUUCUGUCCUCAGCCAUCGAUGUCGAUGCCACGAGCUCUGCCUUCUCUUUUAUUUCAUCUAGGACAUCCCUUCACAAAAGAAUAACAGAUUUAAAAAUGUAAUUGUCAUAUUAUGUCGUCAGUGUUGCCAGUACACAGUAUUUAUUUAUUUGGUGGUCUGAUUUUACAGUAACUAGGUACGUAGGUAUCUAUCUAAUGCAGUAAGUACACUCUCAUUUUUAAACUUUGAAAUGUCAGUCAAAAGGAAUUCAUAAAAUUUAUUUAUAAAAAUUAUAGUGUCCGUAUAUGUUGUAUUAUAAAUUAAAUUAUUAAUAUAUUGGCUUAUUGAUAUUAUAAAAUUAAAGAGUAUUUUUAUAUGUUUCGAACGAUCGAUUGUCAAAUCCAUAAGGAUGGUUAUCCGACAACGUAACUUUAUGUAUAAUGUAGUUAUAUAAAUGUUAAAAAGUUUGGUACAUAAUUUAUAUAAUAAAAAAAAUAAUCGUUUAAGAUUUCUUUGAUAAAUUGCUGUCUAUUGUAAUCAUUCAAACAUUGAUUUUUCACUUAAAUAUACAGUGAUUUAUUGAACUUAUGUUUAUAUAGCAGUUAAAUAAAGAAAAAUUGAAAGGUGUUA